Apiotrichum porosum is the source of this 1317-nucleotide messenger RNA. RefSeq lists its product as uncharacterized. The coding region runs from base 1 to 1317 and encodes 438 amino acids. The transcript has 5 exons. NCBI's taxonomy places the organism in Eukaryota, Fungi, Basidiomycota, Tremellomycetes, Trichosporonales, Trichosporonaceae. Gene Ontology annotation, molecular function: sarcosine oxidase activity; L-pipecolate oxidase activity; proline dehydrogenase activity. The record is from RefSeq and is a predicted model, not a curated record.
AUGUCGCAGAAGGUUGUCAUUGUCGGCUCUGGCGUGUUUGGCAUGUCCACUGCCCUCUGGAUGCUCGAGGAACGCCCGGGCAAGUACAACGUUACCAUUCUUGAGAAGUGCGAGACUGUCCCCGCCCCUGAUGCUGCGUCGACGGACAUCAACAAGAUUGUCCGUGCUGGUGACUACGAGGACCCUGCCCUUGCCAAGCUCUCUGUCGAUGCUGUCAAGUUCUGGAAGCGUCCAGACUGGGAGGGCACGUACCACGAGUCUGGUGUCAUGUGUCUCGCCGGUGACGACCCUGCCGGCCGUGCGUACGUCGACGGCUCGAUGAAUAACUGUAUCGCCAUGGACCUGGGUCCCACUCGCAUCGAGACCCCUGAGGAGAUCAAGAAGCACUUCCCCGCCGGCCUCAAGACCGGUGCCUUCCCCCAGCGAACCGGCUACUUCAACAAGCAGGGUGGUUGGGCCGAGGCUGCUCGAGCCAUCGAGGUUGGCCACAAGCGCAUUCUCGCCGCGGGUGGUGUUAUUCGUGGCGGCUGUGAGGCCGUCUCGUUCCAGAAGACUGGCAAGAAGGUCACUGGCGUCGUCCUCAAGAGCGGCGAGGUGGUCACUGCCGACCUCGUCCUUGUUGCCGCCGGCGCUUGGACUCCUUCCCUUCUUGCCUCUCCCUCUAUUAGCUGCUUCCUGCCCCCCGUUGUCGCUACUGGCCAGGUCGUUGCCAUGAUCAAGCUCACUCCCGAGGAGUACAACAUCCAGACUCAGGCCCCCGUCGUUUUCAACCUCGACGAUGGCUACUACAUCUUCCCUCCCACCAAGGACCGUAUUGUGAAGAUGGCCAUCCACGGUGCUGGCUACACCAACACUGUUGCCCACGGCGGCAAGGUUUCUGUCCCCCGCACCAAGCUCACCCCCGGUGCUGAGAACGGCGCCAUCCCUGUUGAAGCUGUGCGCAAGAUCCGUCAGCACCUUGCCGACCACUACCCCGAGCUUGCCAAGAAGCCUUUCGUCGACACCCGUCUCUGCUGGUACUGCGACACUGUCACUGGUGACUGGCUCAUCGACUACCACCCCGAUUACGAGAACCUCGUGAUUGCUACCGGCGGUUCGGGCCACGCCUUCAAGUUUGCGCCCAACAUCGGCCGCGAGAUCCUGGCCAUUAUCGAGCGCAACGGUGACGCCGAGUUCCGUGACCGUUUCUCGUUCUCACCCUCGGAGAACGUCGGUGCCGACGUUCGCAACGGUGUCCGCAAGGAGAUCGUCGUGAACGACCUUGCCACCACCACUGACCUCCUUCCUGGUGCUGGCCGCACGGCCGGUCGCCUCUAA